GGCUUUCCGAAGCCGUUUACGUGGAGAAAGCCCACUCCUUUUCCAGAGCACGAGUUGGCUCUUCCAAUUUCUCUAGGAGCUGGCGGGUUGCUAUAGCGAUGACGCGUGGAAACGGCUGACGGCUGAAAGCGGAAGGACCACGGAACGCAAAGCACUAUGGGUUGACUUCAGAGGUGUAUUGUGGGAAGAAUCUGUCGGGCUGGCUUGUUGUUAACCACUCGGUCCUGGCUGGCGUUGAAACUCCGCGGACAAGAUGCCGGAGCGAGACAGUGAACCGUUCUCCAACCCUUUGGCUCCAGAUGGCCACGAUGUGGAUGAUCCUCACUCCUUCCACCAAUCAAAACUCACCAAUGAAGACUUUAGGAAACUUCUUAUGACCCCAAGGACUGCACCCACAUCUGCACCACCCUCUAAGUCACGGCACCAUGAGAUGCCAAGGGAGUACAAUGAGGAUGAAGAUCCAGCCGCACGAAGGAGAAAAAAGAAAAGUUAUUAUGCCAAGCUACGCCAGCAAGAAAUUGAGCGAGAGCGGGAGCUGGCUGAGAAGUAUCGGGACCGUGCCAAGGAGCGAAGAGAUGGUGUGAACAAAGAUUACGAGGAAACUGAGCUCAUCAGUACCACAGCUAACUAUAGGGCCGUGGGCCCUACUGCUGAGGCGGACAAGUCCGCUGCAGAGAAGAGAAGACAGUUGAUUCAAGAGUCCAAAUUCUUGGGUGGUGACAUGGAACACACCCAUUUGGUGAAAGGUUUGGAUUUUGCUCUGCUUCAGAAGGUCCGAGCUGAGAUUGCCAGCAAAGAGAAAGAGGAGGAGGAGCUGAUGGAAAAACCCCAGAAGGAAACCAAGAAAGAUGAAGAUCCUGAAAAUAAGAUUGAAUUUAAAACCCGUCUGGGCCGCAAUGUCUACCGCAUGCUCUUUAAGAGCAAAGCGUACGAGAGGAAUGAGCUGUUCCUGCCGGGCCGGAUGGCCUAUGUGGUGGACCUGGAUGACGAGUAUGCUGAUACAGACAUCCCCACCACUCUUAUCCGCAGCAAGGCUGAUUGUCCUACCAUGGAAGCCCAGACCACCCUGACCACAAAUGACAUCGUCAUCAGCAAGCUCACCCAGAUCCUUUCCUACCUGAGGCAGGGUACCCGGAACAAGAAGCUCAAGAAGAAGGAUAAAGGGAAGCUGGAAGAGAAGAAGCCCCCUGAAGCGGAUAUGAACAUUUUUGAAGAUAUUGGUGAUUACGUGCCCUCCACGACUAAGACACCUCGGGAUAAGGAGCGGGAGAGAUAUCGGGAACGAGAGAGGGAUCGAGAGCGAGACAGAGAUCGUGAGCGGGAGCGAGAGCGGGAACGGGAGAGGGAGCGGGACAGAGAGCGAGAGGAGGAGAAGAAGAGGCACAGCUACUUCGAGAAGCCGAAAGUAGACGAUGAGCCCAUGGACGUCGACAAAGGGCCUGGAUCUGCUAAAGAGUUAAUCAAGUCCAUCAAUGAGAAAUUUGCCGGAUCUGCUGGUUGGGAUGGCACUGAAUCGUUGAAGAAGCCGGAAGACAAAAAGCAGCUGGGAGAUUUCUUCGGCAUGUCUAACAGUUACGCAGAAUGCUACCCGGCCACAAUGGAUGACAUGGCGGUGGACAGUGAUGAGGAAGUGGACUACAGCAAAAUGGACCAGGGUAACAAGAAGGGCCCGCUAGGUCGCUGGGACUUUGAUACCCAGGAGGAAUACAGCGAGUACAUGAAUAACAAGGAGGCUUUGCCUAAGGCUGCAUUCCAGUAUGGCAUCAAGAUGUCUGAAGGGCGGAAAACCAGACGCUUCAAAGAAACCAAUGACAAGGCAGAGCUGGAUCGCCAGUGGAAGAAGAUUAGUGCGAUCAUUGAGAAGAGGAAGAAGAUGGAAGCUGAUGGGGUUGAAGUCAAAAGACCAAAAUACUAAUCUCCAGCUCCAUCUUCAGGAAUAAUCACUGCACGGAUGUAUUCUCCACUGCUGUCUCGCCACAGUUCCUGGAAAGACUCUAGGACAGUUUACUUUUAUUUCAAAUGUGUAUAAUUUUUUGUAUGAUCAUUUAGUUCCAUUAAAAUUGGCUAACCUGCGGUCGUA
This is a messenger RNA of Echinops telfairi (small Madagascar hedgehog), 2080 nucleotides long. RefSeq names its product IK cytokine (gene IK). Lineage: Eukaryota; Metazoa; Chordata; Mammalia; Afrosoricida; Tenrecidae. Gene Ontology annotation, biological process: mRNA splicing, via spliceosome. The transcript has 20 exons. The record is from RefSeq and is a predicted model, not a curated record. The coding region runs from base 254 to 1915 and encodes 553 amino acids. Gene Ontology annotation, cellular component: nucleus.